This is a messenger RNA of Aspergillus tanneri, 1260 nucleotides long. RefSeq names its product putative plasma membrane SNARE protein (Sec9) (gene SEC9). The record is from RefSeq and is a predicted model, not a curated record. Gene Ontology annotation, molecular function: SNAP receptor activity; syntaxin binding. Bases 1 to 1260 code for a protein of 419 amino acids. The transcript has 2 exons. Gene Ontology annotation, cellular component: plasma membrane; SNARE complex. Gene Ontology annotation, biological process: exocytosis; vesicle fusion. Lineage: Eukaryota; Fungi; Ascomycota; Eurotiomycetes; Eurotiales; Aspergillaceae.
AUGGGCAGAUUCAGCCUGAAAAAAUCCGAAGACGACGACUCUUCCAACCGCUUAGCGCUGUUCGGCUCCCGUUCUAAGAGUAAGAGCCCAGCGCCUCCCGCAAACCCCUAUGCGAAGCCCAUUCCUACCGACCCAUAUACCAAGGCCAAGAUCAAUGCGGGUGUAGCUCCUCCACCCUCCAACGAGCAACCUGGUACGCCGGGGACCGCCAGAGAUCCGCAUGUUAUUCCGGGCGAUAACAAGUACCAGGGAGGAGGAUAUGCCCCCAAUCCGUACAAUAACACGGGCGGGUACGGGGGGGAUCGAUUUGGCGGCGGUAGCUCCUCUGGUGCUUCUCGAUACGGCCCUGGUGGCUACGGAGGUUUAGGUAGCGCCGAUCCCAACGACGCCGCUGCUGGAGAUGCCAACCGCGAUGCGUUGUUCGGCAGGGCCAGGGAACGCGCUCAGCAGCAGCAACAGCAGGAAGGAGCCCCGCCACCACCAUACUCGGAGGGAUCGGCGUCAUACGGAGGUGGCAGCAAUGCGUAUAACACGUCUACCUACCAGGAGCGGCAGCUAACAGCAGAGGAGGAAGAGGAAGAGGAGAUCCAGGGGAUCAAGCAAGACAUCCGGUUCAUCAAGCAGGGAGAUGUGGCGUCGACACGUAACGCCCUGCGGAUCGCGGCGCAGGCGGAGGAGACCGGACGCGAGACUCUGGCACGACUGGGAGCGCAGGGAGAGCGGAUCCACGACACGGAGAAGCACCUCGACAUUGCCAAGGUUGAGGGACGAGUAGCAGAGGAGAAGGCACGCGAGCUCAAGACGCUGAACAAGAGCAUGUUCGCGGUGCAUGUGUCCAAUCCGUUCACCAGCGCUCAACGACGGCGCGACCGCGACGAGAAGAUCCUGAACACGCACCGCGAGGAGCGUGCAGCUCGUGAGGGCACGCGGCAGGAGGCGUUCGUCACCAACCAGCGCAUGGAGCGCACAUUCCGCGAGAUCGAGCGGGAGGCGGGCAAGCCGCAGCGUGGUAAGCGCAACAUGGCGGACCGCGCCAAGUACCAGUUCGAAGCGGACAGCGAGGAUGAGGCGAUGGAAAACGAGAUCGAGCAGAAUCUGGACCUGCUGUCCGGCGCGGCAGGCCGGUUGAACGGGCUGGCAAAGGCGACGGGCCGCGAGCUGGACGAGCAGAAUCGACAUCUGGAGCGCAUCACAGCCAAGAGCGACUACGUCAGCGAUCAGGUGGCCAUGAACCAUGCGAAACUGGAUCGGAUCCGUUAA